AGUUGCGUCUAGAAAUCGACGCUCGACGUCGGGUUUCCCUCAGUUACGCUUCUGUUCCUGGCGGGGUAGAAUAUGUCGUAGAAUUCGUGUAACAUACGUGACGUCACGUGUGGAAAAUCAUAAGGUUGUUGAAGGAUCGAAGGUCAAUUGAAAAGAAACCAACAACAGUGAUGCUUUUGAAAACAUGGACUUCAAGUGGCGUUUUGAACCGAAACAUUGAGUUAUCUACAGGAGAUGUACAUUAUUUUAUGCGGCUUGAUUUUGGGGUUUUUGCAUUUGACCUCUGGUGGACACAUAGAAACGGUUUCAGCUAGUGGCUGUGAAUCUUGCAGUAUUUAUUUAACUUGUAAACGCUUCACGUCAAUUAUUGGGAUAUUAGAAACAACAUUCGUUCCUGAUGCUAAUACAUCGUUAGAUGUUUCAACAACUUUUCCUAUUGAGAAUCCCAGACAAUGCCUUAGCCAUAGAUGUUCUGGAAAUAAUCAUUGUAGUUUUAUUCUUUAUGAAGACUGUCCUGGAGCUAGAGAGAGUUUGGGAGAAGGAACUUUGUAUGUGAAAUACGCUUGUAUUGCAGAAGAUCGAGUGGUGAAAUACUGCAAUCGUGAGAUCAUUCUUCCAGAUCCAAAUAAUGUUGGGAUAUCCGAAGGUUUCAUCAGAAAUCCCGGUUAUCCAAGAUUCUACGGUGGUCAGUCGCCAUGCAGAUGGAAAAUUAGAGUACAUAGUGAACAAAGGAUUCAGCUAACGAUACUCGAUAUUUCAGUUAUAGUGGACAACCCCCAAACAGAAGAUGACUGUACCGGAGACAGACUCGAAAUAAUAGACUCGGACAUCGUUGUUUAUUCGACGUGUCACCAGAAGGAGCCACCAAAGGAAUACCUAUCCAUAUCAGAAACUUUGGAGAUAGUGCUCUACUCCUCCCAAAGACUGACACCCCUUAGGGGUAUAUUGUUACACUACACUGCCGUUGGGUGCCCAACUAUCAUACCGCCAGCAGACAGCUAUCUGGUGCAUAUAGAUGACACUUCCGCAACGUUUUCCUGUUGUGUUGGAUACGUUUUUCCAGACACCGGAUCUAGGAGCAGGGAAUUGAUCUGCGAAGGGUCGAGCUGGAGCGAGACUAUGCCUUUGCCCAAUUGCGAACAAUUGGAAGUUGCUGGUGUAGCUGAACCAUUACCGAGAUAUCCAGAAAUCAUGGCCACAGAAUUGAUCAUACCUGCUAUCAUCAUAGUAGCACUUUUCGUCAUUAACAGCGUCGUACUAUUCUUCAUCAACAAAGCGAGAAAAAGAAAUGAAAUCAAGCACGAAAAUGAAGAGCUAGGAGCCUUAAAUUCUGCAGAAUUAUCUGCCGUUGUAACGUAGUACAUACUAGAAAUCAAUCUCAAUUAUUAAUUUAAUAUGCUCAUAAAUGUUCUAGAAUACAUAUACAUUUUUUAUAUUUUCUCAGUGUUAAACCAAAAAUAAAAUUAAAAAAACUUGCAAACUA
Messenger RNA from Harmonia axyridis, 1483 nucleotides. RefSeq lists its product as uncharacterized. The record is from RefSeq and is a predicted model, not a curated record. The transcript has 9 exons. NCBI's taxonomy places the organism in Eukaryota, Metazoa, Arthropoda, Insecta, Coleoptera, Coccinellidae. The coding region runs from base 235 to 1359 and encodes 374 amino acids.